This is a messenger RNA of Recurvomyces mirabilis, 861 nucleotides long. RefSeq lists its product as uncharacterized. The record is from RefSeq and is a predicted model, not a curated record. The transcript has a single exon. The coding region runs from base 1 to 861 and encodes 286 amino acids. Lineage: Eukaryota; Fungi; Ascomycota; Dothideomycetes; Mycosphaerellales; Teratosphaeriaceae.
AUGGUUCUCGGCAUCCUCACCGCCGUCGCAGCGGCGCCCGCAAUCGUCGGCACAACGGAAGCCAUCCGUCAAGGGCAGAGGGAGAAUCGACGUGAAGAACAACGUGGCAGGAAGAAUAACCUCACCGUGACUUUGCUGAGACGGAGCCCAUACAGAGUGCAAUUCGAUGGAGCGUCAAUAGUGCUGAAAGACAACAAGCUGUGGAUCGAUGGCCGGCAGAACAAGAGCAGCAACGAAAGCUAUCAUCCAUUCACUGGCUAUUUCCUGCCGUGGCCGCAUGGCAACAAGGAGGAAGAAUGGAGACGACUGGGCUAUACGUCCGGGGAAGGAUUAGUGACCACGAUCAACGACGAGAAUUUCCUCAAUUGGGUCUACGUGGACAAAGACACCCACGAGGUGAAGUACGGCAUUCGGGUUGAAGCUGAAGAGCACAAAGUUGGCCCAUGGGAUUGUACGAAGAUCGAGCAUCGCUUGACAUUCGAAGGCUGGGAAGCUUUCAUGGCUGUGCAGGAGGAAUCGGGAAGUGAUAUGUGGGCAUUGUACUUCGAUUGCAACGACGACGGUUUGAGACGAGACGGGCAGCCUGGCAAGCUUGGCAAGAUGAUGCUAGAACUGGAGGUCUGGCGCAAAGAACUACGUCGCGAACGAUAUGAUGCUGUGCACGAACGAUUUGAAAGGCUGGAGCUGCGGGAGGAGCAUGGCCAGAAGGCAGAAGAGGUUUCUGCUUCAGCAAGGCAAGCCAACGACUUCGAUUCGAGGUUGCAGGUACAACGUGAGAUCUCGACUCAAGCCCAUGCUACUGACUUUGAGACCAAGAUGCAACAGCAAAGAGAUCUUGGCAAGAAUAUCUUUACAAAGUAG